ACCUAAUUUGUUAACCGAAAAUUCUAACUUGCUGUGAUUGUUUGACAUAUCAAUGCAUAACUUUCAAAACCACGCCACCAGUAGCCGAGAAACCAUAAAAAUUCUGACAAAUGCAUUCUGAACCUUCCUGCCCAGAAAUGGAGAAAUCUACUGUGGCAAAUGGCUUCACAUCUGUACCUGAAGAGAAACAUGAUGAACUUAAACAAAAUUCCCUGCCAAGAAAGGUUUAUGUUAUGAGGAACUCUGUGUUAACGGACUUGAUGGAAGUGAAUCAUUUGCAGACUGUUUUCAACAUAAGUGUUUCUGUUUGUAUUCUUCUCCUAAUAAAUGCUGUGAUAUAUUAUUCUGCUGAUCCCCAAAUGUUACCACAAGAUAUUGGAGUCAUGAUAUGGGGAGCAUCGAAAUUGCAGCUGUUUGCAAAUAUUUGGCUGUCAUUCAAUUUUUAUGCAUUGUUCAUUUACCAAGGCUUCCGACUGUGGAUUUACCUCCGAAACACCAUUCAUGCAAAGCUUGCUGAUUCAAUUUUCCUGCUUCUUUACGUUGCGUCCAUAGUUGUUUUCUUCACUGCUACAGCUUACAUGUCUAGGAAGCAUGAUUUCCCACCCAUUACUGGUUUUGCACUUGUGGCAGAACAGGUUAGAAUCUUCAUGAAAGUCUACUCCUUCGUUAGAGAAAAUGUUCCACGAGCAGUACGAUAUAAUCCAAAAAAGGAUGGGAAUCCAGAUUUUAAGCCACAUCCAUCGCUGACACAUUUCAUAUAUUUUCUCUUCAUCCCAGCUCUUAUCUACAGAGAUUCAUAUCCAAAGAAAAAAGACAUCUCAUGGAAGUUCGUAUUUAACAAUUUGUUCAAGUUCAUAUCCUGCAUAUUCAUUGCAUAUUGUGUCUUCACGCGUUUUAAUGUUGAUAUUUUCAAAAAUAUUGGAAUCAUUCAAUUCACAUUGCCGCAAGCUGCCCUCACAUUCGCUGGGGCGAUAGUCAUUGGAUCAAUGAUACUCUUCCUCAUUUUCUAUGGCAUUCUACAUUGUUGGCUGAAUAUUUUUGCCGAAGUUUUGUAUUUUGGAGAUAGAGAAUUUUAUCAGGACUGGUGGAAUAGCACAUCAUUCUCUCAGUAUUAUAGGAAGUGGAACACAGUUGUGUAUGAUUGGCUGUAUGCUUAUGUAUAUAGUGACACGCAUAGGCUGGGCUGUAGCAGGUCUGUGUCCUUAGUAUUAGUAUUCAUCGUGUCUGCUAUAGUCCAUGAAUAUAUCAUCAGUUUGUCUCUUGGAUUCUUUUAUCCAGCAUUACUAGUCGUAUAUUCGACUCUGGGAGUAUUUUUCGUAUUUUUAACAAAGAAAAGAACAGCACAGUUGUGGAAUACUUUUAUGUGGACUAUGUUGUUUUUCGGAUGGGGUUUGCUGGUCUCUUUGUAUACAGCGGAAUGGUAUGCUCGAGCCAAUUGCCCAAGCACAGUAGAGGAUCCCAUUCUUGAUUUUUUUAUGCCCAGGUCUUGGAAUCAAAAGUGUGUAAUCUUAAAGUAUUCUUAACAUUGAAGAACUAACAUUUCAUUCUCUCAAACUUGUUUUUAAAUCAAUACUGUAAAAUUAUCAUUAUCAUGUUAAUGUUUUCACAAUAAAUUAUUGUAUCUAAA
Molecule: messenger RNA, 1627 nt
Organism: Stegodyphus dumicola
Lineage: Eukaryota; Metazoa; Arthropoda; Arachnida; Araneae; Eresidae
Product: sterol O-acyltransferase 1-like
Biological process (GO): cholesterol metabolic process
Cellular component (GO): endoplasmic reticulum membrane
Source: RefSeq, a predicted model, not a curated record